GCCUCAGUGUGCGUGACGCCUUGAGAGGAGAGGGACACGCCAUCACGACCCUUGACAAAAUGGUGAACAAGAUGGACAUGAGCCUGGACGAGAUCAUCAAGGCCAACAAAAUCAAGGGUGGCCUGCGGAGAGGCGGAGGGGCGGCGGGGCGCGGGCGUGGGCGUGGAGGAGCAGGAGGAGGGGGUGGCCGGGGCGUGAGGCGGGGCUUCGGGGCCGGGGCGGGACGCGGCAGACCCACCCCGGGGCAGAGACCACAGGGGGGAGGCAGGACCAAUUUUGGACAAAGGGGCAAUGUUGACGGUCGGUGGAGCCACGACCUGUACCAAGGGGGUGGAGGCGGUGGGGGUGGUCUGCGGCAAACAUCUGGACCAGCCAAGCUCCUCAUCUCCAACCUGGACUUUGGCGUGUCAGAUUCAGAUAUUCAUGAGUUGUUUGGGGAGUUUGGUGCGAUGAGGAAUGCAGCAGUUCACUACGACCGUUCUGGGAGGUCGCUGGGCACCGCACACGUGGUGUUUGAGCGUCAGGCUGAUGCCAACAAGGCCAUCAAGCAGUACAAUGGCGUGCUGCUGGACGGGCGGGCCAUGAACAUCACCAUUGAGGGCGGGGCGUCAUCGGGGCGCAUCACAUCAGCAGCACCAGUCAAGAGGCUUCAGGGAGGACCCAAACCUGUGGGUGGAGGCUAUGGAGGUGGCCGGGGCAGCAGAGGCAUGCGUGGCAACGCAAGGGGAAGAGGAGGCGGCCGAGGAGGCAGAGGAUUUGGGCGGGGGGCAAGGGCCAAGGUGCCCACUGCUGAAGAAUUGGAUGCCGAGCUUGACGCCUAUGUCAACCAGGUCAACAAGUGAGGUGUCUGGUGAGAAGUCAGAGGAGGGAGCCUGCCGGGAGCCACGCGUAUUGAGCACUUCACACCCCAGGAUGAAAGAAUGAUUCUUUGUUUGCCCAACUGAUGUAUUAGUACUAUGAGACUUUUAAGAUUAUAUAUUGACCUGUAAUUUUAAGACUAGGUGCAUACACUUCUUUUUUUCUAAAGCGUGAGUCAUUUCAUGUGUUUGCACCUGAAUCGUUUAGAUUUAAGUGUAUUCAUGUAUGGAAGAAGUACAAGUAUCCUCAUGGUUAAUAAAUAUAUAGAAAUUUUGUGAAUAAAUAUGUAAAAAAACCUA
Messenger RNA from Scylla paramamosain (green mud crab), 1157 nucleotides. RefSeq names its product THO complex subunit 4-like (gene Ref1). Lineage: Eukaryota; Metazoa; Arthropoda; Malacostraca; Decapoda; Portunidae. The coding region runs from base 60 to 842 and encodes 260 amino acids. Gene Ontology annotation, molecular function: mRNA binding. The transcript has 5 exons. Gene Ontology annotation, cellular component: nucleus. Gene Ontology annotation, biological process: mRNA export from nucleus. The record is from RefSeq and is a predicted model, not a curated record.